This is a messenger RNA of Rhodofomes roseus, 1375 nucleotides long. RefSeq lists its product as uncharacterized. The record is from RefSeq and is a predicted model, not a curated record. Gene Ontology annotation, molecular function: actin binding. Bases 152 to 1375 code for a protein of 407 amino acids. Lineage: Eukaryota; Fungi; Basidiomycota; Agaricomycetes; Polyporales; Fomitopsidaceae. The transcript is spliced from 3 exons.
GUCAGGGUGACUGUCAGUGUGAGAGCAAAUGCGCCGCGCCGGUCUACGCCGCAGCUUGAAGCGAUGACGCUUGGAUUUGGGUGGCUGGUGCCGUGUCCAUUGUCUCGCACACUCAUCUCCGUACUCGCCUUCCACCACCUCCACGCCUCCCAUGGCAUCCUCUGAGCUGCUAGCCCAGAUCCAGGCCGGCAAGAGACUCAAGAAAUCCGUCACUAAUGACCGCAGUGCACCCGCUGUCGAAACCCCCAAGGGUGGGGGCGCAGGAGGAAGGUUGGCCAGCUCGGGAGGAGCACCAUCCAUCUCACCGUCGCCGUCUGCGUCAGGAGGGCCUCCCCAACUCGGCUCACUUUUCGCGGGAGGCGUGCCGAAAUUGAAGCCUGCUGGGCAAUCGAGUGCAGCGAAACCUCCAACACUAGGUAAACCGCCUUCUAUCCCUCAUCGCUCUGCUGUCCCGUCAGCGCCGCCGGCUCCUCCAGCACGGUCAACACCCGCCCCACCUCCGCCCAAUAGACCUAGUCCCGCGAGGCCUGCCGCACCGCCUCCUCCUGCUCCCAGCGCACCCACUCCCCCGAACAGACCAGCUCCAAGUUUGCCGUCUAGAUCAGUCCCAGCGCCUCCUACAGGGCCACCUACGCCUCCACGGAGAGCUCCCCCUGCUAUCAAUGGCUCAUCGUCGCUCGCGCCUCCUUUGCCCUCUCGUACUGCGUCUGCCGCCUCUACGCGCUCCGUGCCCGAUAUCCCGCCGCGACCAUCAUCCGCUGCGCCGCAUGUACCCGCUCGCAAGGUACCUCCAACCUCCCAUGGACCCGGCAGGGCACCCCCACCUCCACCUGCGAGGCCAUCCAGUUUGAAGCCAGAUGGCACGGGGCGUGCUGUCCCCCCUCCACCGCCAGCACGAAGACCCGUGAGCAUGGCUGCCCCUCCUGCGCCUCCUCCGAGAUCGCGCGCGGUAUCCGACGAGGGAUUGCGCGCCCCCUCACCGACAGCUCGUCCUGUCCGAGCGCCCCCAGGUCCGCCCCCGCCCCCGCCUGGUCCCUCUCCUGCAGCGCGGCAAUCCCUUGCGCCUCCCCCUCCUCCGCCUGGCCCAUCGCCUGCACGAUCCAGGACGAUGUCCACCCCCAGUGCACCACCUUCGGCUCCUCCCAGCAGAAUGCCCUCUGCUUUAGCGAGCGCUCUGACUGCCGCGUCCACUGCGCCGCCCUCAGUGACAGUCAAUGGCAAUGGGCGCCGUAAGAUACCUUCGCCGCCGCCGCUUGCGGGAUCACAUACAUUCUCGGUGACCGGGUUCCCGCCACCGCGGCCGUUCAAUCCAAGCGCCAAACGCUAUGGAGGCGGUCGACAGAAAGGCAGCGAUUUUGAUCUGGGUCUACUGUAA